AUGUCGGACCCCCUGGAGCAAGUGAACAACACGAACGCGGCGUGCAAGACUUUGCAAGCCCGCGUUCUCUUUCCCGACAGUCGGGAAGUGGCGGGCAAAAACAUGCACGUGUUCUCUUGCACGCUGGUGUCCAAAUCUGGGCUGUACACGAAGGGCGAGGCCGUCGUCUUCGGACAGGGGCAGCAGCGCGCCAAGGUCGUCGAUGCGUUGACGAAGAAGUACAAGAAAGACACCGUGCACGAGUUCACCAAGAUGAAGAUGCAGGUCAAGAAGCCGCAGUUCCAGUCGUGCCCCCACCCCUUCGUCCUCAAUCUGGGGCACAAGCCGCUCUCCACCAAGCUGAUCACGGGCGACGCUGCCAAGGCCAUCCCAUCCGAAGCGGAGCCGCCGAUGACCACCUUCCACCUGCUCGAGCUGGAGACCAGCCAGCUCGUGGACGUCACGGCCGUCGCUAUGGAAGUCUCAGGGUCUACGGGCGCGACGGAGGGCAACUCCAACGUCAAGGUGACCCUGUCGAACGCCUCGGGGAAGGAGAUGCCGCUCAUUUUCCGGCCCGACACCCAGCACCUGGCGAGUGAUAUCGAAAAGUUCAAGCCGUUGUACGUGUACGGCGCCUACCUAGUGGCGGAGAGCUCCGGGGGCAUCCACUUGACCGCCCGCGAGGAGACGCUCGUGCCGAAGGCGUCCGGCGACAGGCCCAUCGCCCGGGCGCUCGGUGAAAGCAACCUGCAAGCUCUGCCGGCGAAGAACAAGGAGAGCUUGUCCAAGUGGGAGAGCAGCCGCGACUGGGGGAGCGGGCCGGCAUGCAGCGCUCACGCAGGUGUCCUGGAGUGCGCCGCGCACAUCAAGAAGCCCCUAUCCCAGGCGCUCUUCGAGAUCACGGGCGCCCUGGUCUCUCUGCAAAGCGCGGGCGCCGAGGACCUCCUCAACAAGGACAAGACGCGCAUCUGGGCCAAGGUCGACGUCGCGGACUUCGCCCGCACCGUCACUGCAGAUAUGACCGAGAAAGUCGCGCUGACGCUGACGGACACGAAGGACAAGGAGGAGUUCCUCGAGCAGGCAAGCGCCGGCUGUCUCGUUUUCUCGAAGGCGCGCCUGCGCGUGCGGUUCGACGCCCCGAAGGACAGCACGGUGCCGUCGCUGAGUGUCGUGGCCGCCCAGUGCCGGCACUUCGACGUGCCCGAGCCCAACCUCGUCCCUCCGAGCGACGCGCGCCUGGUGCCGGCGCAGCUGGCCUGGGCGUCAACGUCCCCCACUGGCCUCAUCAGCAUCACGCUCCCAGGUGACGGUGGGCGACGGCUGGCGAGCGGCAUCCUCGUGAUGAUCGUCGGCGCCAAGGAGCCGAAGACGGAGCCUGCCGCCGACGGCUUCGCGAUCCGCAACUUCGUGACGGAGGCGCGCGGCGACCACCCGGACCAGCCGUGGGAGACUGUGACGUCUGCGCCCGCAAGCCGGUUGGCGUACUUCGCGCUCCCGCGGAAGGAGGUGGCCCUGGUGCGCGUGACCCACGUCGACGUGCCCGGGAAGGUGGUCACCGACGCGGACAUGUGGAAGCAGCCCACUGGAACUUCCCUCGACGCCUGGAAGACGGAGAUGCAGGCCACCGUGGAGCUCCUGAAGAAGCCCCCCCACGUGCUCAAGAGGAAGCUGGGCGACUUCGACCCGGACCUGCAGGGCAUGAUCACGAAGCGCAUGCACCUCGCGCUCGGUGAGCCGGCCACGCUCGGCUAG
Messenger RNA from Prorocentrum cordatum, 1731 nucleotides. The record is from the annotation of a GenBank genome assembly. Lineage: Eukaryota; Dinophyceae; Prorocentrales; Prorocentraceae.